Dentiscutata erythropus is the source of this 644-nucleotide messenger RNA. The record is from the annotation of a GenBank genome assembly. Lineage: Eukaryota; Fungi; Glomeromycota; Glomeromycetes; Diversisporales; Gigasporaceae.
GUUUCAAAAAGUAUCUUUACAUAGAAAGUAACAUUACACAAAUAUAUCUCUUCAUGAUUCCACGGACUAAAGUUACGACUGCUUGCCAGUAUUGUCAAACUAAAAAAAUUAAAUGUUCGGGUCCGCCCGAAUGUGCCAAGUGUCGAGAAAAAAAUCAAGUCUGUAAUUUUAUCACUGAACGAAAGAAACGUGGCCCUGCACCAAGAACUAAACGGGACGUCAUUGAAUCAUUAGCAACUCGGCGGGCGAAAAUUGGUUAUCGUCCUUCUUCGUUUGCUAAUUUUAACCAAAAAAGCUACGCGAACGUGGAUAAUAUAAUAGAAUUAAAUUUGGUGGGGCAGCAUUGCAUCAAUCACAUAUCUGAAUUAGAGAAUAGACAUAUGCCCCAUGUUUAUCAUAAUGGAUUUUUUCAUAAUCGAAAUGAAGUUCUAGACUCUAAUAGUGACGCAAUACAAUUACAAGUUGAAAGUCACAUGUAUAACUUAAACAAUAUCGAAAUUGAAGAUAAUAUGAAUGUCGAAUUUCUUACUCCAAGAACAGCUUCGUUUUCAUCAUUAAGUUCUAGGCCACAUCAUAAUCCAUUGAGAUUUUUAUCAGAAAAUCACCAUUUUAUGUGGAACCAACAACAAAAAAGAAUCCAAUGA